Cuscuta europaea is the source of this 890-nucleotide messenger RNA. The record is from the annotation of a GenBank genome assembly. NCBI's taxonomy places the organism in Eukaryota, Viridiplantae, Streptophyta, Magnoliopsida, Solanales, Convolvulaceae.
CCCAAAUCUGGGUAGGGGAUACAUUUGAUUCGUUUAAAGAUCCGUAACCAUGUCCGACGACUCGACUGAAACCCGUCAAUUGGACUUAGCUGGGCACGAGUUACCCUCCGGUGCCAUCAACAUCAAUGACAAUGAGGGCAAUGCCAAUAGCCCCAGCUCAGUUUCUGCCAUGGGUGAAGCCCUAUCCGCCUUGAUUUCCUCUGUGAUUAGGGAAUUCGACGGCAGAGCUGACGCGACUUCCCGCAGUCAAGAGCAACUCUCUUUCUCCCUCGAUCGUCUCAGCGGAGAACUUGACAAGCUGUUGGAGGAUGUGCCAUUCCCUUUCAUCAUGCAACACGCCGCUAGGAUAUCUGCUGUUAGAAAGAGAGUCACAUCCCUAAAUUAUGUUUUGAAAUCAAUACAAAGGCGUGUAGAUAAUAUUGACCGGAUGGUUGUGCCCACAGGCUUAACGCAUGAAAGAAAGACGGGAGAUGAUGUGGGACAGCAUUGAGAUGUCUCAUCGCAAAGGUGUAAUCCGCUUGUUGCUUUGCUGCAUGGUUUGUUGGCCUGUCCUGUUUGUGUAUCCUUGUGCUUUUGCAAGUGUUGCUAUUAUGUACGUAGGCAGCAGAGUUGUGGAAUAACUAUGACACCAACUUAGGGGCUGAUUGAUUUCCAUAAGUCUUUUAUGGAUUAAGUUGUGAUUAAGUGAAUUAACUGUUUUUUCAUGUACUUAGUAAACAGUGGCAUCUGGGUAAAAUAAUCAAUUUAAGUUUAUUUUUGGAUUGUCUCCUACUCUCCUCAAUGGGAACAUAUGUUUCAUAAUGAGUUGAAAAAUUAGUUGAAUAAACAUUUGGUUUGGUUUUUAUAAAUAGUCAAAAGUGAUAAGUUUUUUAUCAUAAAAUAAAUGAACC